GUGGAAAUAACGCUGCAGGAUGUCAAUGACAACCCACCUGUUUUUCCGACCGAUAUUCUUGAUGUGACCAUCGAGGAGAACAUUGGUGAUGGAUUCAAGAUAAUGCAGCUAACAGCAACGGAUGCUGACGAGGGACCCAAUGCCCUGGUCACCUACACCAUCAUCAGUGGAGCGGACGACAGCUUCCGUAUCGAUCCUGAAUCCGGCGAUCUGAUUGCCACAAAGAAGCUCGACCGAGAGCGCCGCUCCAAGUACUCGCUUCUGGUGCGUGCUGACGAUGGGAAGCAGUCCUCUGACAUGAGGGUGAACAUCACGGUCAGCGACGUCAACGACCACACCCCUAAGUUCUCCAGAGCCACAUACUCUUUUGACAUCCCUGAAGACACUGCGCCAGGAUCCAUUGUGGCGGCCAUUUUGGCUAGCGAUUCCGACUCUGGGGUGAACGGGGAAAUCACCUACUGUCUGGAGGAAGACGACGAAGACAACACCUUCCUGCUCAACCCAGUGACGGGCGUGUUCAACGUGACGCGGCCUCUGGACUAUGAAUCUCAGCAGUACUACAUCCUCACCGCAAAAGCAGUGGAUGGGGGUGGACAGGCCAGCACUGUCCGGGUCUACUUUAAUGUCCUGGACGUUAAUGACAACCCUCCCAUCUUUAACACCACCGUCUACAGUACCUCAGUGACUGAGAGCCUGCCGCCAGGAUCCAAUGUGCUAACAGUAGGGGCCAGCGAUGCUGAUGAUGGCCUCAAUGCCCAGAUGUUCUACACUAUUGCAUCAGGUGAUUCCCAGGCUCAAUUCUACAUCUCCAAGAACGGCGCCCUGCAGACCAAGAAGGCGCUGGACAGGGAGGCCCAGUCAUUCUACAACCUGGUGAUCACCGUGAACGACAUGGCGGAGCCUCCGAUGGCCCGCUUCACGAGUACCGCCCAGGUGUCCAUCAUCCUGCUGGACGUCAACGACUGCCCACCAAGCUUCACGUCGCAGAAGAUGACCUACAUGCAGGAGAACACGCCCAUGGACACGGUGGUGUUCACCGCCCACGCCACUGAUGCGGACAGUGGGCCCAACAGCUACGUGGAGUACUCCCUGCGCGGGCCCUUUGGGAAUAAGUUCAGUAUUGGGACCAUCGACGGAGAUGUAAAGCUGGUCGGGGAGCUUGACCGUGAGGAGCUGGCCAACUACACCCUGACGGUGGUGGCCACGGACAAAGGCGAGCCGCCACUAACGUCCACCAUGGAUGUGACCAUGAUUGUGCUGGACGUCAACGACAACACGCCCAGCUUCUCGCAGAACAUCUAUGACAUCGAGAUUGAGGAGAACACGCUGACGGGAACUGACGUGCUCCAGGUGUUCGCCAGUGAUGCCGACGAGGGCACCAAUGGGCAGAUCCGCUUUUCCAUCGUCGGCGGCAACACCAACACGGACUUCCGCAUCGACUCGGUCACCGGGAUCAUCUCGGUGGCCAAGCAGCUGGACCGGGAGGUGAGGUCAUCCUACUCGCUGGUUGUCCAGGCAGCGGACCGCGGAAGCAGCCCGAGGGUGGACCGCACCACCGUCAACAUCGUCCUGACAGAUGUCAACGACUGUCUGCCGACGUUUGAGCUGUCACCAUACACAGUAAACGUCCAGGAGAACCUGUCGAAACUGCCCAAAAACAUCCUACAGGUUGUGGCCAGGGAUGAUGACCAGGGUUCAAACGGUCAGAUCAGCUACACGCUCAGCGGUGGAAACGAAGAGGGAGCGUUCAGUCUCUCAUCCAGUGGCCAGCUCAGCGUCAUUCACACGCUGGACAGGGAGGCUCGGGAGAAAUACACCUUGAUAGUCACGGCCAUCGACUCAGGAUCUCCAGCCUUGAGUGGCACGGGCACCGUCACAGUGCUAGUGGACGAUGUCAACGACAACGUUCCGGCCUUCACAUCCGCCACCUUCUUCACCACCAUCCCUGAGGACGCCCCUACGGGCUCGGACGUGCUGCUGGUCAACAGCUCCGAUGCAGACGUGGGCCUCAACGGAGUGAUCAGUUACAGUCUGACUGGUGGCAGCGGCCAGUUCUCCAUCAACCCGGCCACCGGCCAGAUCAUCACCAGCUCCCUGCUGGACCGGGAGGCGAGGGCCAGCUACCAGCUGCUGGUGGUGGCCUCAGAUGGCGGCCAGCCCAUGGGCCUGUCCAGCUCUGCCACCGUCUCUGUGGUGGUGGCGGACAUCAAUGACAACCCCCCGCGCUUCCAUCACCACCCCUACGUCACGCACAUCCCAGCAUCCACCUCAGCAGGCUCCCUGGUGUUUGCUGUUACUGUCACAGAUGAAGAUGCAGGAUCGAAUGCCCAGCUCCACUACUCCCUCUCCGGCCGCAACUCUGAGAAGUUCAAGAUCGACCCCCUGAGGGGCGCCAUCACGGCUAACGAGAAGCUGAUAGGCAGCUCCGAGGUCACCUUCACCGUCAGAGUGAAAGACGGCGGCAGGGACCCCAAGACUGACACCACCACUGUGACCGUCCGCUUCGUCACCGGAGGCGACUUCCCCGUCAUCCGGCUGAAAGAGAAGAGCUUCACGUUCCCCGAGAGCCAGCCGGUCAACACUGUUGUCACCACCGUCUCCGGGGCAUCCACCAGGGGUGGGCCCUUGUCCUAUUACAUCGCCAGCGGCAACCUGGACAGCGCCUUCCAUGUCGAUCAGUUGUCAGGGGAGCUGUCAAUCAAAAACUCACUGGACUAUGAGAACAUACAGACGUAUGUGCUGUGGAUUGAAGCCAGAGACCAGGGCUUUCCUCCCUACUCGGCUUAUGAGAGAGUGGAAGUAAAUGUGCUGGAUGUCAAUGACAAUCACCCCGUUUUUGAGAGAGAGCCUUUCCAUGCAGAGAUACUGGAGAACCUCUCUCCACAGCACGUGCUCACUGUGUCCGCUGUGGAUUUGGAUAAUGGGCCCAACGGUCAUCAGGAGUACGCCAUCAUCGACGGCAACAAGGAUAACAGCUUCAGCAUCAACCGGGUGACGGGGGCCAUUCGCACCACCAAACCCCUGGACAGAGAGAAGGCGGCUCAAUACGCUCUGAGGGUCAAAGCCACUGACCGGGGCAGUCCUCCAAAAAGCACAGCUGUUAAAGUCCUGAUUAAUGUUCUGGAUGUGAAUGACAAUGCACCACGGUUCUCCAAGAUCUUCAGCGCCUCAGUGCCAGAGAACGCGCCUGUAGGGUACACCGUCACCCGUGUGACGACCACUGAUGAGGAUGCUGGCGCCAACGCCAUCAGCAAGUACUCCAUCACCGACACAAGCCUCCCAUUUGCCAUCAAUCCAAGCACAGGGGACAUAACCAUCAGCAGACCCCUGAACAGGGAAGACACAGACCACUACAUUGCCAAAGUCUCUGCCCACGACUCUGGCUGGACUGUGAGCACAGACGUGACGAUAUUCGUCACCGAUAUAAAUGACAACGCACCACGCUUCAGCCGGCCCUCCUACUACCUGGAUUACCCUGAGAUGACCGAGGUGGGCUCUGUGGUAACGCAGGUGUCAGCCACAGACCCUGAUGAGGGUUUCAACGGGAAGAUCUUCUACUUCAUCAGGUCUCAGUCGGAGUACUUCCGGAUCAACUCCAGCUCUGGGGAAAUCUCUAUCAAGCAGCAGCUCAUGUAUCAGAACUCCACUGGGCACGGCAAUCUCAACAUCAAUCGCCACAGCUUCAUCGUCACAGCCUCAGACAGAGGGGUCCCUCCUAUGAUGAGUGAAACCACAGUAAUAGUAAAUAUAGUUGAUAGCAAUGACAACCCCCCUGUAUUUGAAUCCUCCUCUUACUUCACCCCUGUAACCAAGAGCGUCAAGGUUGGCACUAAACUCAUUAAAAUCACUGCCUUUGAUAAGAAAGACUUUGGUCUGAAUUCAGAAAUCGAGUAUGCCAUAUCUGGUGGAAACAGCUCCAGCAAGUUCAAGUUGGACAAGCAGACUGGUUGGGUUAGUGUGGCCUCCUCUUUGACCGCAGACACAAAUAAGGUUUACCUCAUCGAGGCCACUGCCAGAGACAAAGGGAACCCACCUCUCUUGGCCCACACCACAAUCCGAGUGGCCGUGACUGAGGAGAACCACCACACCCCGGAGUUCUCCCAGAGCCAAGUCUCAGCCACGGUUCCAGAGAGCCUGAAUGUCGGCACGGCUAUCCGCACGCUGUCUGCCCGGGACAAAGAUAAGGACAAGCAGAUGAACGGCCUCAUCACAUACAGCAUCACCACGGGCAAUGAAGAUGGCCUGUUUGUCAUCAACAGCAAAACAGGGGUGUUGUCCUUAGCGCAACCACUAGACUAUGAAACCAAGCAGAAGCAUGAGCUAAGGGUGACCGCAACCGAUGGGGGCUGGAUCGCUAAAACCAGUUAUGUCUCGUUGACUGUACAUGUGUCUGACGUUAACGACAACCCACCUGUCUUCAAUCCAGAUGAGUAUUUCCCAAUCAUACAAGAGAAUGUCCCCAGUGGCACCACUGUGGUCAAAAUGAACGCCACGGACAAAGACUCCGGGCCAAAUGCCUUGAUAGCUUACGUAAUCCAGUCAUCUGACAGUGACCUUUUCAUAAUUGAUCCAAAUACUGGAGUCAUUACAACCCAGGGCUUUCUAGACUAUGAGGCCAAGCAAGUGUAUCACCUUACCGUUAAGGCUUUUAACGUGCCUGAUGAAGAAAGAUGCAGCUUUGCCAAUGUUAACAUUCAGCUGAAGGGCGCCAACGAAUAUGUACCCCGUUUUGUCUCCAAGCAGUACUACUUUGAGGUCUCUGAGGCUGCACCAAAAGGCACAGUGAUUGGCGAGGUGUUUGCAAGCGAUCGUGACCUUGGAGAGGAUGGCAUCGUCUAUUAUUUGAUUUUUGGAAAGAGCAGAAGGAAAGGAUUUAGCAUCAACAGAAAGACGGGGCAGAUUUACGUCACGGGGGCCCUGGACCGUGAAAAGGAGGAAAAGAUCUCACUACGAGUUUUGGCGAAAAACGCUGGCAGCAUCAGAGGUGCAGACAUUGAUGAAGUGUUUGUCAACAUCACCAUCCUAGACGCGAAUGAUCCUCCAGUCUUCACCCAGGUGCUGUAUGACGUCCAGGUGAGCGAGGGUCUCGCCCCUGGAGGCCUUGUCACGUUUGUCAGUGCAGAAGACUCGGACUCGGUGCCAAGCUGGAGCAGGUUCUCCUACUCCAUUGCUCCUGAUCAGGGCAAAAAGGCCUUCAGCAUCAACCCCCAGACGGGUCAAGUGUCUGUGGAUGCUGAGCUCGACCGGGAAACCACUCCUGUGUACAACCUCACCCUCCUGGCCGUGGAUACAGGGUCCCCAUCAGCCACGGGGAGUGCGACCUUGAUCGUGACCUUGGAGGACAUCAACGACAACGGGCCCACACUGGUGACGGUCAGCGGCGAGGUGAUGGAGAACCAGCGGGCUGGCACGCGGGUCAUGACCCUGGAAGCCACCGAUCCGGACCUAGCACCCAAUCAAGGCCCGUUCUCGUACAACCUGCUCAACAUAGGCUCCGCCAACAACUACUUCUCCCUCAGCUCAAAGGGUGAACUCACCACAAGCCGCGAGAUUGACCGGGAGCAAAUCAGCGACUUCUAUCUGUCUGUGGUCAUAAAGGACUCCGGCAUCCCGCAGAUGUCCUCGACCGGCACUGUCCACGUCCAAGUCAACGACCAGAAUGACAAUCCCUCCGAGCCUCGUUCCGUGGAGAUCUACGUCCACUAUUUCGGGAACAUGUUUCCAGGAGGCUCUCUGGGCGUCGUCAAGCCCCAAGAUCCAGAUGUGCAGGACACCUUCCAGUGUUCCCUCAUUCCCCCAGCGGCCAGUUUGUUCAGCAUACCUACACGCACCUGUGACCUCAAUUCCAACGCGCGCUCGACGGACGGCACUUUCGAUCUGACGGUGCGCAGCAGUGAUGGCGUUCACGGCGCCGUGAAUAGCAACGCGCGCAUCUUCUUCAUGGGAUUCAGCAACGCCACAGUCGAUAACAGUAUUCUCAUUAGGCUCAAAAGUCACGCGGUCAAAGACUUCCUGACAAACCACUACCUGAGCUUUGUUCGUAUCGCAAACUCCCAGUUGGCAGGACUAGGCACUGGUGUCCAGCUCUAUGGUGCCUUUGAGCUCAACAAUCAGACCUUCCUUAUGGCUGCGGUGAAGAGGAGCCACGGUCAGUACGUCAACCCCAGUGGCGUGGCCACGUUCUUCCAGAGCAUCCGAGACGUGCUUCAGCGACAGAGCGGCCUGCACAUCGACUCAGUGGACCACGACCCGUGCACGCACAACCCGUGCCAGAACGGAGGCAGCUGCAAGCGUCGCCUCAGCGUAGGGCCCGACAUGAAGACCGAGGAGAGCGUCCCGGUCAUCCUGGUGUCCAACCAGCCUCUCCAGCCCUACGCCUGCAACUGCCGACCAGGGUACGCAGGUGCUCUGUGCGAGACGGACAUUGACGAGUGCCAGCCGUCUCCCUGCCACAACGGAGGGACCUGCCACAACCUGGUGGGUGGCUUCUCCUGCUCCUGUCCGGAGGGUUUUACCGGCAUGGCCUGCGAGAGAGACGUGAACGAGUGUCUUUCCAACCCCUGCAAGAACGGAGCGCUCUGCCAGAACUACCCCGGUGGUUUCAACUGCCUCUGCAAAUCCGGAUUUUCAGGCAAAACCUGUGAUUCCAUCAUCAAUUACUGUGAGUGUAACCCAUGUUUUAAUGGUGGCUCCUGCCAGAACCGAGUGGAUGGCUAUUACUGCCAUUGUCCAUUUGGCGUGUUUGGAAAGCACUGUGAACUGAACAGCUAUGGCUUCGAGGAGCUGUCUUAUAUGGAGUUUCCAAGUCUGGACCCCAACAACAAUUACAUAUACAUUAAGUUCGCCACUCUCAUGAGCAACGCCCUGCUGAUGUACAACCACGACAACCAGACCGGAGACAAGGCCGAGUUCCUCGCCCUGGAGAUUGUGGACGGUCAGAUGCGCUUCUCUUUUAACCUCGGUAGCGGGACUUAUAAACUGAUGACCACGAUCAAGGUUUCCGACGGACAGUUCCAUACAGUCAUUGCCAGAAGGACAGGGAUGGCUGCGUCCCUUACUGUGGACAUGUGUGGAGAGGACCAGGACCCAGGCUACUGUGCGGUCAGCAACGUGGCAGUGCACACCGACUGGAUCCUGGACGUGCAGCCCAACAGGCUCUCGGUGGGGGGCGUCAGGUCAAUAGAGCCCGUCCUUCAUCGCAGGGGCCAGGUCGCCACCCACGACUUCGUGGGCUGCAUCAUGGAGUUUGCCGUCAACGGCCGUCCGCUGGAACCCUCGCAGGCGCUGGCAUCCCACGGCAUCCUUGACAGAUGUCCCAGACUAGAGGGCGCCUGCACGGCCAGUCCCUGCCGGCAUGGGGGCACCUGUGUGGACCACUGGUCCUGGCAGCAGUGCCAGUGUAUGGAGGGCUUCACCGGGAGCUUCUGCGAGAAGUACAUCACCGCAGACACUGCCCUGUCUCUGGACGGCACCGGGCGCCUGGACUACUCCAUGAGCCAGAGUCGGAAGCGGGACAUCUUGCUGCGGAGGGCCCUGCAGGCCUCGGGGGCCACGUCUGGGUCGGCGUCUGGACCUGGGUCCGGUGGAGAGACGCCCAGGGAUAGCAGCGUGGAGGUGAAGUUCCGCACGCGCAACAAGAGCGGCACGCUCCUCCACGUCCAGGAGAGCAGCAACUACACCACGGUGAAGCUGAAGAACGGGAAUCUGCAGUACGUCUCGGACGCGGGCGUAGCGGGAAAGGUGGAGCGGACUCUGGCCGACGUGCCGUUAUCAGACGGACAGUGGCACACCCUCGUCCUCCAGAAGAACGGAACCUCCACCUCGCUCCGCCUCGACGGGGCCCACCUCCGAGUCAUCCCACACACCACCCAGGACUUCGGAGGGGUCAACGUCCUGACCAUGUCCGUCGGAGGCGUCCCUCCUGGUCCAGCGCAGCCCAAAUCAAGCCCAGGUUUUGAAGGCUGCUUCGCCUUUGUGAAAUACAACGGUGAGAACCUGCCGUUCAGCGGCGAGCACAGCUCGGUGGCCAUCUCCAAGUCGGAUCCGUCGGUGAAGAUCGGCUGCCGCGGGCCCAACCUGUGCGAGAGCAGCCCGUGCUGGGACGGUCUGAUGUGCGUCAACCAGUGGUACACCUACCAGUGCAUGCCGCCGGGCGACUGCGCCUCCAACCCGUGCCAGAACCGGGGCAGCUGCGAGCCGGGCGGCCCGCGCGGCGGCUUCACCUGCGUCUGCGAGGAGCACUACACGGGCCGGACGUGCGAGACGCUGGUGGCGUGCCUGGGCGUGCAGUGCCCGCAGGGCACCGUCUGCAAGGCGACGGCCACCAACGGCGGGUUCACGUGCGCGGCGGGCGCGGCCGCCUCGGAGAUGACGCUGCCCAUCUGGGCGGUGCCGGCCAUCGUGGGCAGCUGCGCCACGGCGCUGGCUCUGGUGGUGCUCAGUCUGAUCCUCUGCAACCACUGCAAGGGCCGACGCAACAAGAGCAAAGUGCCAAAGGAGGAGAAGAAGCCCAAGGAGAAGAAGAAGAAGAAGAAGAAGGGCAGCGAGAACGUGGCCUUCGACGACCCCGACAACAUCCCGCCGUACGGCGACGACAUGACCGUGCGCAAGCAGCCCGAGGGCAACCCCAAGCCAGACAUCAUCGAGCGCGAGAACCCCUACCUGAUCUACGACGAGACGGACAUACCGCACGGCAACGAGCGGUCCCCGAAAAAAGCCGCGGCGCCUGCCCGGCCCCGAAGCGAGAAAGAGCACUACGACAUCGACAACGCCAGCAGCAUCGCGCCGUCCGACGCCGACAUCAUCCAGCACUACAAGCAGUUCCGCAGCCACACGCCCAAGUUCUCCAUCCAGAGGCACAGCCCGCUGGGUUUCGCCCGGCAGUCGCCCCUGCCCCUGGGGGCCAGCAGCUACACCUACCAGCCGGCGUACGCCCAGGGCCUGCGCUCCACGCCGCUGAGCCACUCGGCCUGCCCCACGCCCAACCCGCUGUCCAGGCACAGCCCAGCGCCCUUCGCCUCCAAGCCGUCCACCUUCUACCGCAACAGCCCCGCGCGGGAGCUCAACCUGGCCCGCCGCGAGGGGAGCCCGCUGGACCUGCACAACGAGGGGAUGUUCAACUACGCCACGAGGCUCGGCCGGCGCAGCAAGAGCCCGCAGACCAUGGCGGGCCAUGGCUCGAGGCCCGGGAGCCGGCUGAAGCAGCCCAUCGAGCAGAUCCCCCUGGAGACGGGCCCGCCGGUGGGGCUGUCCAUCGAGGAGGUGGAGCGCCUGAACACGCCGCGCCCGCGCAACCCCAGCAUCUGCAGCGCCGACCACGGCCGCUCCUCGUCGGAGGACGAGUGCCGGCGGCCACUGUCGCGCGUCCGCAACCCGGCCGACGGCAUCCCGGCGCCGGAGUCGUCGUCCGAGAGCGACUCGCACGACUCCUUCACCUGCUCCGAGAUGGAGUACGACCGCGAGAAGCCCGUGGCGUACGGCUCGCGCGUGCCCAAGCUCUCGCAGGUCAACGAGUCGGAUGCCGACGACGAGGAGUACAGCGGCCGGCUCAAGCAGCGGCGCUACUCCAGCCGCAGGGCCGAGGGCGGCCCGGCCGCCGGCGCCCAGGUGCCCCUCACCGAGCACCACCACCACACGCUGCCCCACAAACUGGGCUCGCAGGCGGGCAGCUUCAACUGGGAUAACCUGCUGAACUGGGGCCCCGGCUUCGGCCACUAUGUGGACGUAUUUAAAGACCUCGCCCUGCUCCCCGAGAACGCGGCGGUUAAAGACAUUGAGAUGAACAGUGGGGACGGGUCAGUGACCAUCCUGAAUGAAGGGGAGGCUGAGCAAUACGUAUGAGACUAUUUAUUUGCUCACACUCGCACAUCGUGUUCAUUCAACUCGCAAAAAUGUGACAUGUGACUGUGACGAUUUUGUGAGCAGGAGGAUGUUAGCAAUAAGUACGUGGACUCUCGUUUCUUUGUUUUUGAAAUAGGACGACCUUAAAUGCAGUAAGGCAGAAAAUUCAAUAGACAGCCAGCUCUUUGUUUGCCAGUCAACUUCACACGAUCAUUGAUCUGUCAGAUGAUGUCAACAUCCAUGUGUUCAAACAUGACAUCGUUUGCUCUAAAAAUGAGGCCAAGUCCUAACGAUUGUCUGGACCUGUAAGGGGAUCCAUAUGCACAAAAUCAAAUUUAACUGUCACUUAUUACCAAUAUUACAGUUUGGUUUCAAAAUGUUCCUGUCACGCUCUUAACUUUUUGAGAUAAGAUAGUGAGAGAAGCAAGACGUUGAAUUCGUUGAAUUCCAAGGCCAUAGCAUUACAGAAACCAAGCCUGUGUCCUCCCCAUCUGUUAUUCUUCAUAAGGAGAAGCAUGUGUUUGAUCCACGUGUACCUGUACGUAUCAAAUACACCCCUCAGUGCAAAAAUGAACACAGUGGUUAGCCAACACGCUUAAUCAAGUCCUGCCAAUGUUAUGUGAAAAGGAUUAGUAACUACCCCUACAUUGUUGCUUUUGUGAGGGUUUUUUCUUAUCUGAAUGACAGGCUAAGCAUUCUUAGAGCUGAGAAUAAUUAAGAGUCUGCCUUAUAGACAUUUGAGGAGCUAUUGGAGAGUGGUGAAGUGCUCUCUUUGUUAUUGUGGUGUUGUUGUUGCUACGGGGGACUGGGGGUUGAGUUGCAUCGGCGACGGAAUCCAGCAGGCUGAAAGUGUUCACGGACUGGCCAAAGGGAAGAUUGGAGAAUGGCUUAUGGACGCCAUCCCAACAUCAAACCCACCCCACAAAAAAAAAACUAUGAAGUUGUGUACAUUUUUAUUAUUUUUAUUUGAAGAAAAUUGUGGAAAACAUUGUUCUCGGUGUUGUUGUAUGUUUUGUUUUGUUUGUUUUUGUUUUGGUCCAGUAUUUUUAAAGGUGUACUGUUUCUAUGUUUUUUUACUGUUUAUUAACUUAAAGUACUUAAGCAGUGUUUUUAUGGAUAUUUUCAUAUGCUGGAAAUUAUGUUCUUACUUUCAGGGAAAGUAAGACUGAAGUACUUAUUUUUUACAUUUGUUACUUAUGUAACAUCAGUAUUUUCCAUUUUUGAUAAAACUAUAACAUACUGUAUGCUUUAUACAUGUAAAAGCCAAUAACAGAAUAAAAAAAAUAUUUAUUUAAAAUAUGCAUUAUUCCAUCCUAACACCACUAUGUAAAUCUAUAGAAUGCAUUGAGCCAAAUUUAACCUUAACCUUGGAACCGAGGGUUGUCCUAAAAUAGAGACAGCUUCAGCAUAACCCUUGGGCCUUGAUAGCACUUUGGUAGUGUGGGUGGUAAGGUAUUCAAUACGCACAGAGCCCUGUGCGCAUUCCGACGAGAGUUUAAAGAAAGCCUGAACUGACUGGAACAAAACAUUUUAAAAAGGCCGUCAAGGGCCCAAAUGAAACGGAGCCACCGCGCUCGCAAGCCAAGCACAACACCGGGAGGACACAGCGACGCGGGGCCCUAUAUUGCUUUCAGCAAUUAUUUACAUCUGGCCCCACAGAGCCAGGCAGGGGCCCGACGAUCCCGGAAUGCGACGUGCUUAUCUUCUCCGUCAUCGAGAGCGCAGGGUACGCGGGGGAGUGUGCGAGGGAGAGAGAGAAAAGGAGCGCGGCGAAGAGUGACAGCCUGGGGGCCGUGUGCGAAUUCGUUCCGUGGCCCUUUUACGGAACGCCGCCACGUUCCUGCGGGGACCGAUGUUGAUGAAACCUCCCGGAGGAUUCCGCGCUCAUGCCAGUGUUCAAACAAUGUGGACGGCCAUGCUAUCAACAAACAGAGAACAUACAACACCUCUUGUAAACAUGUAAGACAAUGAAUCCCAAUAAACUUCACAGUGUUCCUUUAAUGUGCAAAUGGCAUGCUGAGCUCUGGACUCUGGAAAGGGCAAGUAAGACAGAGAG
Molecule: messenger RNA, 11896 nt
Organism: Alosa alosa (allis shad)
Lineage: Eukaryota; Metazoa; Chordata; Actinopteri; Clupeiformes; Clupeidae
Product: protocadherin Fat 4
Biological process (GO): homophilic cell-cell adhesion
Cellular component (GO): catenin complex; plasma membrane
Molecular function (GO): cadherin binding; calcium ion binding
Source: RefSeq, a predicted model, not a curated record